Penaeus chinensis is the source of this 3075-nucleotide messenger RNA. RefSeq names its product basic proline-rich protein-like. The transcript is spliced from 4 exons. NCBI's taxonomy places the organism in Eukaryota, Metazoa, Arthropoda, Malacostraca, Decapoda, Penaeidae. Bases 844 to 2523 code for a protein of 559 amino acids. The record is from RefSeq and is a predicted model, not a curated record.
GACCGCACCGACUUGGAGAAAGUCAAUGUAAGCGAUGAAAAAAACACAUUCAUUGAAAAAAAUAAUCUGCAGGAGCCAGCCGAUUCGAGUUAAACAACGCAAAGGCGACGCAGUGAAACCUCCAGCGGCGAAGUCCAUCGCGGUGCCCCGAUUUUACCUAAUUUUGCGUCCGCUGCCAAUCUUUGUCAUUCUCUUGAAAUACACAUAAUAUUUAAUGUAUUUCGUUAUUUGAUUUACAUGAAUUUGUACCGAAAUAUGUAUUUAUUGAAUUUCCAUUCCAUUACACGCGACGUGUUCUAUUUCAUUAUACAUACACCAUUUUAUAAGAUUGCGAGUUCCAUCCGCACUUGCGCGCAGCCAUCUACCGGCAAAUUUCACAGUUCUGUUUCACAGUGUUUAUUGUUCGUUCCAAAAGUGAGGUUCGUUGACAGUGCUACUUGUGUUUCCGAUUUCUCUCCCGCCGUUCCGGUGAAAACGAUCUCAUCCUGAAAUUGUUAUGAUCUCGGGGAUAUCGCUAAACUCAACGAAAUGCAGGAACUCCGUCAGAGGUUCGGGUAAUUGGGCAGAUCGGUUGCCAGUCCUCGUUGCUCGUCCCAAAGGUGAAGUUUGUUUACAGUGCUACCUGUUCCGUUUCCGAACUCUGCCCUGAAAUCGAACUCUUACUGAAAUCGUUAAAAUAUCGGGAAAACACCAAACUCAUUGAAACCCAAUCAUCGUGUUCCAGCUGCUGCAUUUGGCCAGCGGUUCAUCACUCCCCAGCCGCCGUCCCUUCAGCUGGAAGAUCUGUGGUUAGCCGCCGCAAAAGGUCGCCUGCGAGAAAUUGUGAACUGACGAAUCCCCGCGAUGACGAAGCCGCCCACGCCCGCCCCGAGGCUGAGGAUAGCGUGGGCGUCCUUCCUCCUCCUCCUCCUCGUCCACGCCCCCGCCGGCGACUGCCACGCCCGCACGCCCGUCUCAGGAGCCGCUUCCAGGACCAGGAGGAAUGUUCUCGAAGCUCCGGCCACGGACGCUGGGCGGGCGUCGCUGGAAGCCAGGGGCGCUGUGUCGCGCCCGAAUUCGCCCGCAGCGCACGAGGAUUUCCCUUCGUCGGGCGCGUCCGUCCCCAAUUCCUGGCUGUACAAAUUUCCCCCGUGGUUCCUGCCGAACAACCCCGCGCCCGAGGGAUUCGCCAAGCACCAGAUCCCUCCCCCUUCCGUCGGGCCGCUCCUGAAGGGCCCCCAACCCCCGCAUUCGGGCGGCCCCCCGACCCACUUUUCUGAGGGCCCUCCGAUCCCGAGCGCCGGCGGCCCCAAGGCCCUCUCUCCCGGAUCAAGCUUCCGGAUUCCGGCCGACCCCGGGGCGUCCCUCCCGGAGGUGCUCGACGGCGACGUGGUCAUCGUGUCGGACCUGCAGCAGGGCACGCGCACGGGCCGCCUCCAGAACAUCCGGCUGCGCGGCGACUCCGAGUUCAAGGAGGAGCUGCUCAGGACCAUCCUGGAGGCCAAGCUGCUCAACAAGGAGGUUCCGCUCCAGACGAGUACGCCCUCCGACCUCGAGGCUCCGGCCGGCGUCACGCCCUUCCAGUUGCCCCUCUCGGCCGCCCCUCCUCCUCCUCCGCGCCCGGCGCCCACGCAGCCCUUCGUCCUGCAAGACCUCGCCGGAGGGGGCGACUCCCCGGCCGUCCACGGCUUCGGGGGCGCCACGUCCUCCAAGUCCGGCGUCGGGAAGUCGGCGACGGGCGGCCGUCUCGGCGGCGGAGGCCCGGUCAGGACGCCGUUCGCCGUGCCGCCCACGCCCGCGACCCACCACGCCGAGGGAGGCCUCGGCGAGUUCCGGCCGAGCCCCCCCGAUCUGACGUCCGCCAACCGGUCUCCUCCGCGGAGCUUCCUGCAGGCGUCGCCGUCCCUGCCCCUGCAGCAGGCGCCGCCACACGACCUGAACCUCAGGCCGCCGCCGACCAUCUCGGCGCCGCAGCCUCGCCCGCCGCAGCCUCGCCCGCCGCAGCCUCGCCCGCCGCAGCCUCGCCCGCCGCAGCGAGGGCUCGGCGGGGCGCCCUUCCCGCGGCCCGGCGUCGAGCACAACGCCAUCGCCGACGCCUUCUUCAAGGACCAGGAGGAGGCGCUGCUCAAGGCUGCCAACGGAGCCAAGGUGCGGGGCGUCCACGGCGCCGCCGACGACCCCGUCUGGAUCCCGUUCAUCCCGGGCUUCCCGCUGCCCAUCCUCGUGCAGCACUCACUGGCCGCGCGCCGGAAGCAGAAGGCGCAGAGGACGCGGUCCCUGGGGAACCAGCCUCCCGCUCCGUCCCUCUCUUUCCCCCCCUCCUCCGCGCAUGCCGCCCGCCGCCCUUCCGCUGCCCUCGCCCACCCCCCUGUAGGACCCGGCGAGGCGUCCUACCCGACGAGCAUUCAGGACAUCCUCAACAGUCGGCUGGGCGCGUCGCAGGAGCUAUACCCCCGGGCGCGACCCCGCCCCUUUCCUCCGGGCGUUUCCGCCUCGUCGUCGGGGGAAACGGACUUGGGGCUCCUGGCUUGGGCGAGGUCUUGAGGGAUGCGGAUGAAUGAUUAAGCAAUUAUAGUUAAUCGACUCGUGGGAAAUCCCACGACGUUUCUUAAUUUAUUUCAAUAUCUCGCCAGGAUUGAUGUUUUCAACGUGUUAACUGAGGUAACUUGAAUUUUUUAAAAACAUAUUUUCCAAUUAUGAAGAUGACUCGCCUAGGUCUAAGAUAUAGAAAAGCCUAAAAGUCAAAAUUUCCCAUACGUUUCUACCAGAACAUUAGGCUCAGGUCUUGCGUGGUGAAUGAAUGAUGGAACUAUUUUCCAUACAACUGAAAAUGAUAAUCACAUGUAAUUAUUUUUGCCAUAAAGGGAUGUAUUUUAGUACUGAUGUGGUCUGUACUUUAUAGACAGAUUAAAGGAUCUAUAAUUCAUAACUCUUCUUAUGCAAAAGUUUUUUUAUGAUUGCAUGUUAUAUAUGUGUGUACGUAUGUAUUCUUCUAUUUAAUAUUUAUUUCAUAUUCACUUUUGCUAAUGUCUUUGAAAUAUUUGCAUUAUAAAAACAUAAACUUCAUUCAGUUUAACAUCAAGACUAAUAUUUUGU